AUGUCUACUUUCCGCGCGACGAUUGGCAGAACGGUCAACAGAAAAUCGCUAGCUAUCCUUGCUGGGCUCACAUCUGUAGCGGGUUCUGCAGUGGCAUACCAGAAUUAUAACAACGGCAACAAAAAGAACAACUUGAAGCCCUGGGGCGGUCUCGCAGCUGCUCCCGGCGUGCAUGUCGCCGAAAAGGAAGCGAAACGUGACUACCAAGAGGUUUACAACGCGAUUGCGACCAAGAUCAGAGAUGAAGAUGAGUACGACAACUACAUUGGAUACGGUCCCGUCCUGGUGAGAUUGGCCUGGCAUUCGUCCGGGACUUUCGACAGAAACGACAACUCCGGUGGGUCGUUUGGUGGAACGUACAGGUUUAAGAAAGAAAUGAACGACCCGUCCAACAAGGGCCUUCAAAACGCUUUCGACUUUUUGCGCCCAAUCCACGAGCAAUUCCCCUGGAUCUCGAGCGGCGACCUCUACACACUAGGCGGUGUUACCGCAGUCCAGGAAAUGAUGGGUCCCAAGAUCCCUUGGCGGUCCGGCAGAGUCGACCAGCCCGAAAACACAGUCCCCGACAACGGACGUCUGCCCGAUGCUUCGCAGGGCGCUUCAUAUGUCCGGAAUCUCUUCGAUAGAUUGGGUUUUGGCGACAGAGAAACUGUGGCACUGAUUGGCGCCCACGCUUUGGGCAAGACUCACUACGAAAACUCCGGAUACGAGGGACCCUGGGGCCCUUCGCCUAACGUCUUCACCAACGAUUUCUUCGUCAACCUUCUCAACGCUCACUGGACGCUUAACACCAACAAGAAAGGUGUUAAGCAAUGGGAUAACGACCAAGGUCACAUGAUGCUGCCUACCGAUAUGGCUCUGGUGAAGGACCCUAAGUACCGUAAACUCGUCGAAGAAUACGCCAAGGAUCAAGACGUUUUCUUCAGAGACUUUUCGAAGGCGUUUGCCAAGCUUUUGGAGAACAACAUCAAGUUCCCAGACCAGAACAAGCCUCACUAUUUUAAGACCCUCGACGAGCAAGAUUUGUGA
This is a messenger RNA of Lachancea mirantina, 1029 nucleotides long. The record is from the annotation of a GenBank genome assembly. NCBI's taxonomy places the organism in Eukaryota, Fungi, Ascomycota, Saccharomycetes, Saccharomycetales, Saccharomycetaceae.